GUAUGUGUGAGUUCGCCGACGCCGUGAAUUCUUGGUUUUCCGAUUUACCAUUCACCUCCGACGGCGCAUCAUUUAUCUCCAUCUCCACUGUUUACAUGUUCGUGAAUUGCCUGUUUCUCAGUUAUAUUCAAUCUGGUGAAAACAAGAAUCUCCAAGCUCAGAGACACUGAGACUAGAUCCUCUGUUUCUGAGAACUUGCUUAUCAAAUUCUUGUUGCCUCAUCCAACCGAUUUGAACCAACCGGUCUAUUCCGGUUAUUGCCUCCCGAAGCAGAUCACAGAAUGUCAUGUUAGCUUUAGGUUAUGCCAAAGGAAUCGCUCAUCGAUUUCUCAGAAAUCCCAAAUGGACCUCUGGACUCUUCUUGCAUCACAAUCAGUCCCCUAAUUACUCCAUUUAUGUAAAGUCAAAACCUUUUCUACAAGUUCCAUGUAAAUCAGCUUCUUUUGAUGUUUUACAAGCUCAGAAACGGAAUCUAUUUGCGUAUGAUGGUUUGUUUAGUAGACGUUACUUGAGUAAUUCGACGGUAGAGCUAAGAACAGAUGAUAAUGUGGUUAGGUUUGCUUUCAAUAAUGUCACUGGUAGUGGUAACAAUGUUGUGCCUACAAGAAAAGAGAAGAAAUGGAAACGGGCUAAAAUGUCGAGAAAGGCUAAAGUGAAUGAGUUAAGGUUUUAUCGUCUUAAGGCGAAAAAGAAGAUGAAUUCUCCAAACCCUGAAGUCAGGAUUCGAUAUAAGCUUGAAAAGGCCAAGAGGAAAGAAGAAUGGUUGAUUGAGAAACUGAGGAAAUACGAUGUCCCGAAGUCACCAGCAGAGCCGUAUGAUCCAGAAAGUUUGACAGAGGAAGAGCAGCAUUACUUAAAACGUACAGGUGAAAAGAGAAAGAACUUUGUACUUGUCGGGAGACGAGGAGUGUUUGGAGGUGUGGUUCUGAAUUUGCACCUUCAUUGGAAAAAGCAUGAGACUGUUAAAGUUAUUUGCAAGCCCUGCAACAAACCCGGGCAGGUUCAUGAGUAUGCAGAAGAGCUUGCUCGGUUAAGUAAGGGCAUUGUGAUUGAUGUCAAACCUAACAACACCAUUGUAUUGUACCGCGGGAAAAACUAUGUAAGACCAGAAGUGAUGUCUCCUGUUGAUACCCUCUCUAAAGAUAAGGCUUUGGAGAAAUAUCGGUAUGAACAAUCGCUUGAACAUACGAGUGAGUUCAUAGAGAAGCUGGAGAAAGAGCUUGAGGAGUAUCAGAAGUAUGUUACUCGGCACAAGAAGAAGAAAGAUGAAGAAGCAGAGAAGAAGAAAGAGGCAGAUUCGAAGAGCAAAGUAGUGUAAGGUCUCUCGUUUCAGAGAUUUUCUAGCCUCAAGAUUCCAAUUCUCAAAAGGAAUCUGAGAGCAGAGGGAAGUCAAUGAAUCUUUGGUUUUUCAAAGUCUUGAUUUGGUGGAAAGAGGUCAUACAUUGCAUUCUGUCCAAGUGGGCUUGGUUUGACUAAACCAAGUUAUACCAA
Messenger RNA from Arabidopsis arenosa, 1491 nucleotides. Lineage: Eukaryota; Viridiplantae; Streptophyta; Magnoliopsida; Brassicales; Brassicaceae. The record is from the annotation of a GenBank genome assembly.